Molecule: messenger RNA, 1635 nt
Organism: Puccinia triticina
Lineage: Eukaryota; Fungi; Basidiomycota; Pucciniomycetes; Pucciniales; Pucciniaceae
Exons: 4
Coding region: 1-1635 (544 amino acids)
Source: RefSeq, a predicted model, not a curated record
AUGUCAGCAGCUCGCACAGCCCGUCCAUCGGAGGUCCAUCUAGUCGUCAUCAUCCAUGGCCUCUGGGGCUCGCCGGAGCACGUCAGUCAUCUGGCUAGCACCCUCCGAAAGAUCUCUGCCCAAUCCUCCGACAGCGCCACGCUCGACAUCCUCAUUCCCAACUCAAUUCAAUGGACAAACACGUACGACGGAAUCGACUAUUGCGCCGAACAUGUCGCCCAGGAGAUCGAUCAGAGAAGGUCACAACUAGAGAUGGAUGGAAAGGUGCUGACUAAAUUCAGCUGUAUCGGAUAUUCACUGGGUGGCCUCAUUUCUAGAUUUCUGGUCGGACUGUUGCAUUCGAGACAGCCGUCCUUUUUUGAAGAAGUGGAACCGAUGAACUUCAACACAUUUGCUUCCCCGUGGAUAGGCAUGCCCAAGUACAAGGGAAUCCUCAGCUCGACGAUCCACUUCUUCGGCUCGAGACUGUUGAGCCGGACGGGCAACCAGCUCUAUCUGACCGACAAAUAUCACCAAUUACCAUCAAUCACAUCUACCAAACUUACAGACAAAGAGUGCAAGAAGAAGUUUCCACUCUUGAGCCUUUUGGCCCACCCAGAGACCAACUUUUAUAAGGCCUUGGUGAAUUUCAAAGUCGUUAGAAUCUAUGCUAACGCAAUCAACGAUCGUACUGUACCAUUUGUCACUGGCGCAAUCGAGAAAUUUGAUCUCUUUCAAAUCGCACACCAGAUCUCAAAAAGAUCUAAAAUUGAUCAGGAUUUAACGGAAUUAGAAGCCUUAGAAAUCGGGGGUCUAGAACUAACAUUCAAUCGGGAAUGUGCCUCACUGAUUGAGAAAGUUCAACUGGUACAAGUUGAAUCUCAGCCCGAGAAACUCAAGAAAUCAGAGCCGAAGGAGGGGCCCAAGACGAGAAACGGAAACUGGAAAAAGAAGUUACCCAAGCUCCCGUUCUUCCUCAAACCGUCGACGUAUCCCUAUCGAGCGCCGCUGAACUAUGUAGCGGCGGGCCUAUCGCCGGUGAUUGCGCCGAUGUUCCUUACCUACAUCCUGUGUUCGUUCUGUUACCAAUCAUUCCAGUCCCGCCAGCGGAUCAAGAAGUACAACGUCGGCGAGCUCGAGAACCAUUUCUCCCGGCUGAGCCGGGUCGGCCUGCUCCAAGAGCUCCGCCAAGACCUCAUCGAGGAUCUCGCGGGGAUAGGAAACGAGCCUAGCCAGGAAGCCGAUCCUGUCACCGACCAAGCGGUCCCUUCCAGCACCCAAAGCUCCGGCCAAUAUGCGCACCCGGAACGCUCCGAAACCGAGCAGCUAAUCCAUGUCGAGACUCCAACGAGUGCUCUCCACCCUCCCGACCAACUCAGCUCAGUUGAUCAUCAAACCCAUCGGCUCGAGGGCACCCAAUACCUCACUUCUCUAUCCUCCGACACCAUCAAAUCAGUAACCCAUGAUCUCGGCCUGUCGCCUCUCCAGAUCGACAUGUUAGAUCGUCUGAAUCAACUACCGAACUUGACCAAAUUCUUCAGCUUCUUAGAUGGCAUCCCCAAUUCUCAUGGCGCAAUAAUUUAUCGCGUGGAUGGCUUAAGCGAUCGACGUGGCAAACGCAUAGUCUCGCAUUGGGCCGAGCGAUUCAUUUUGUAA